Molecule: messenger RNA, 3819 nt
Organism: Fusarium poae
Lineage: Eukaryota; Fungi; Ascomycota; Sordariomycetes; Hypocreales; Nectriaceae
Exons: 5
Coding region: 1-3819 (1272 amino acids)
Source: RefSeq, a predicted model, not a curated record
AUGGAAAAGGUACGGAAGACCUAUUUCGACCCUUUGGCUACGACCAAGGGUCAGAUACGCGACGUUCUAGAAGGCCUUCCCGAAGGUUCAGCACAUCCUUUCAGCCCCGAAGGCAUCUUGUUAUGUCGCACCAAAGACGGGAUUGAAGAGAUCCUCAUCUCUGGCCACAGCGAAGAAUUCUUCUACAAUGCUGUGGAUUUGGGAGAGAUGGGCGAGAUCCUGCUGCGGCGGAUGGAAGGCUUCAAAAUUAACCUCGGUAUAUUUAACGACUUUCAGAUCAUGCAGGCUCCCUCUACCACGUUCAAGGUCCCUAUUGCAUCAGGAGAAAAGAUCUCCAUUCUAGCAAUCUCGGAACGAUAUCCUACAUACUACGACUUGUGCUUUGGUGAAGAAAAUUACAGCACAUCUUGCUGGUGCUCUCCGUCGAUAAUCGCAGGCAUCACACACAGUGGUGAUCGUACCACCGGAAAUGACCUUCUUCAGUACGCUUCACUGGAUAAGAAUAAGUUAACAGAAAAACCUGUCUGUGUUUUCAUUUCUGGUUACUUGAGGACCGAGAUUACACGCUUCCUAGGAACUCACCCAGCACUGAUGGUGGCAGACUAUGAGGAAAAGACAUUGUACAUCGUCCCAGUCCCUCUGGACAAGGCAACUAUCGGCGACGCAAUCCUUUGCUGCCCUUUAGUGGUAAAGCGCGAUGGGGACUCACUAGUGUGCUCAAUACUCCCUCGAGCCACGGUAGAUUCAACAAACACGUGUGAGGGACGGCGCACUGAGACCGCUUGCUUCUCUGAAGCUAUUUCCAGCGCCGAUUUCACCAUCACUGCCCCUCAGGAAGAACCUGUCCAGAUGGCAGAGGAGAAAGAAGUUCCAGAGCCGACUCUAAUAGAGAUCAAGGGUGAACCUUUGAAGAAGCGCAAUGCUAUCAUCACCACAGAUCCUGACGCACUUCCUGAUCUGGUCAGUUACUCUGACGUGCAGAUAAUUCGAUUUGGUGCGGGUCUCGAAUUCGUUCAUUCGGAAAACACCGUCGAAGAAGACAAGGACAAGUCUGCCGUCAUCCUUCCCUGCAUCUUCGGCUCUCGAAUAGAAGGGCCAGUACUUCUCGCUACCGGAAAGACUCCUAUCAAUGUCCCAUUCAACGAAUCCAAGGCUCUAUGUGCUUACUACGAACAACUCGAUAACGUAGUCGUUGUCGUCAAUGAAAAGAUGACCGACAAUGCACGAAACUUGGCCCCUAGUUUGCGAAUAAAUGCCCUGUUCAUUGUACAGCUGGAGACCAAAGAAGAGCUUGAAACUGCUACCCAGAUAUCCGAUGCGUUGAGUACAGCAAAUAUCAACGCUGUAACUGCAUUGGCAGGACCACAUUCACUAAUUUUGGCUCAGGCUGGCGACAAGUUCUACUUCUACCGCGGUCUUGCGAACCCAAAGGUUCUAGAUACAUCCAAGAUCGAAUUUGGAGCUGAUGUCACGGACAUCCUCAAGGCCGCUGAUCCAUCGUCUCUAUUGGUUGCCAACAUCUCGAGACUGUUUGACCUUGAAAAGGACAACAGCGUUGUUCUGCCCUAUACUUCCCAGGUCAUCAAGACUCAUGAAUUGGCAAACAUGUUCGAGAAAAUGACUAUUGACCAGGUGACGGCCAUGCAUCAUGAUAUCGCUGUGGUCGUCCCCCAGCUUCAGGCUCUUCUUAAUGAGAAGGAGCUUCAGCGUUUGUCCAAGGAGCUCGUCGAGACGCUGUCUACCAAGAUCGACAAAUUGAUGAGCCCUAUGCGAAACGAGUAUGCCACCUACCUUAUCACAGAAUUCAAUAUCAACGACAGGGAAUCUGUGCUCAAGAAGAACAAGAUGCUGGGCGAGUUACGAAAGGCUAGCAAGCAGACUCAGAGUUCCCUGAAGACAGUGAUAUCGAGCUUGACGAAUAUGAUGUCGUCUCAGACAACUUCGAAGAGAACACAUGAUAUGAAGAGGCUGAUUCGGAAGACUCAAAUCAGCAAUAAUGUGGAGGCCACCAAGUCGAUGACUUUUGAAAGUCUAACGGAGCUGUUGGAGACCCACGCCCAGGAUAUGGGCGUCAUGUUUAUCAACAUUGAGACAACACCAUACCAGGAGCUUUUACGAAAUCUGAAGGGUACUAUUAUAGAUGCCGAACCGGUUUGUGCUCUGGAUGAUCGGAUCCUCUACCUUGACGGCUUUGAUGCAGGCAUCAUCAUGGAACAGUCCCAGAGCGAUCACGCCGGCCCUCUACGAAGUCAGUCUGGCCCAAAACACCCUAUACUUGCGCUGCCUUACCUCAACAAGACCCGCGGAGAAGGUUCCAUGCUCGCAUGGGUAUGCUGGGAUGAGUUUGUCAACCUGGAGAGCCCGUAUACCGUGCGUUGGAUGGAAAAGUGCAACGAGCCUCACAUCGCUGCACUACGAAUCAUGAUGCGAAGCACCCUGAGUCAGGCUGUGGUUUCACGAGAGUUUGAUUUCCAGCCUGGUUCUCCCCAGAUCGGCCAGUUGAUGAGUUCACUACUCAUGGCUGCUAUGGAGAAGCUGGCAGGAAUGAGAACCUCAGCGCCUGUGGUCCUGGAUACAGCGGAAGAUACUGUUACAAGGUUAAUGAGAGGGUUGUUCGGUAAUCUCAUGACUACAGCUGGAUCCGGAGUCCGACCUUUGAGUAUGGUUUGGCAGCUCUUCGGUCUCGCUCCACAGUACGACAUUCCUACCUCCAAUACUGAUUGGGCAUGGUAUGAGAACGUCGUCAAGCUAUAUCCUUACACCGGAUGGCCAUUGAAGCAGUUCCACGAUAAUCUUGCCAGUCUUCUUGACAAGAUCAUCCUACGGGUCAUCACCAAGAACGAGGACACGGCUCAAAUCAAAAUGAGUGCCGCUCUAAGUAUGCUCGAGUACUGUCAGCUUCGAAACAUCCAGCUUGAGCACUGCCGCGCCAUUGUUACCGUGUUCGAGAAAAUGUUUGCCAACGACGAGGCGGAUAUCGCAGUUAUUGCUCAGCGGCUGUUAGAGAACGUCCCCACCAAGCUGGAGAAACAGACAUCAGGAUUUACAAAGAUGAUACGGUAUCUGAGACAUCUGUCCAAGGGUGGCGAGAGGCGCUCAGCGGACGAUCUCGUCUAUGCUAGCGUGUAUACAAAGCGAUCCGCGGCAUUCAAAGAACUCAAGACUACAAUUGCUGAAGCAUGCGAGGAAAAGGACUGGCACAAGGCAAAGACAAACUGCCAGGCCCUUUUGGAUGAGCACAAGGAGAUUGCCUUGUUUUGGAAGGUUGACCCUGGGAAGCUGAAGAUUCAGAACAUACACACUUAUCACGAAUUGAUCGGCGCAAACUUGUCAGAGGAUGCAGACCAGGCGACAAAGGUCAAGACAAGGAAGAUCGUACAGAGGAUCCUGGAUGAUGCAGAGAAGACGAGAAUUGCUUGGCAGGUUGGCAAGGAUGCAGAAAAGAAUGGCAUUGAGCCCCUUGACGAAGCCUUCCUCGAGUUAGUCCUCACUGGAAAGAAGUCCGGCACAGAAGAAGAGGACACUUCUCAGGCAGUCGCUGGACCUGCUCCCGUCGACGUAGGGGAAUUUUCAGAGUUUGAGGGCUCUGUUGUUCCCAGUUUUAUCUCUACCAUGGAGAAGGAUAUUUCCUCUGAGGACGUGUGCGAAAUCCUCAAUGUACCCGUUUCUACAAUGAGGGUGUUCAUCAAGGCUUUGAACCCUGAUUUUGAGUGGGAUGACUUGGGACAGCAGUUCAAGAUGGUAAUUUUGGGGCUUUUGAGGAACAGGAACAACAGGGUGGAGAGUAGACCUGCUUCUAGACUGUUGCGGGUUCUGUGA